This is a messenger RNA of Monascus purpureus, 1044 nucleotides long. The record is from the annotation of a GenBank genome assembly. Lineage: Eukaryota; Fungi; Ascomycota; Eurotiomycetes; Eurotiales; Aspergillaceae.
UAAGAAUCAAGUUGGAAGAACCUACGGAGUAGCGCCGCAAUAUAGCAUGUUCCCGAUCUCAAUCUCGAAAUUUACUACUUUUGAGAAUAUAGCAUCGAUGGCCAGACCACGACAAUCGCAUAUGUGUGACUGCUAGAAUCCCCAAAAAGCUGCUCCUUGGCUUUGUCUACUCUGUCCUUUCCCCUCGUGCUUGGAAAUAUCGUGGACGGACUUGAAAGACCAUAUCUCCAUACCGUACGCUGCAGCCGAACAUUAGAAUCUGUAAAUACCCCUGACAGAGAACCAUGCUCGGGCUCGGAGCCUAUGAAAGCAGCAGUGAGGAUGAAGCAGAAAACAAGAAGUUUUUAUCAAUCUCUCAAGAAGGGAAAGAGACUCCAGUAGAUGCCCAUGGAAGAUCAGCUAAUGACCAGAUGCCGGAGACACAACCUUCGCCCAGUAUAACCACCAAUGUGCUUACCACCGCGCCCGUUGUUGGACCUUCACAUCCUCCCAAAGAACAUAUUGCUUCGGAAGAGCUCUCUUUUGAUGCCCGGUCUUCACCUGCUUCGGCGUCUCGCGCCCUUAUUCAUGAUUUAACACUACCACCCGUGCCGAAUCUCGAUAUACCUCCAUCGCCCCCUGGUUCCCCUGAGACAGCUACGAGUGCGAAAUUCGCACAUUUUCUUAACUUGAAGAAAAAGGGUGUACAUUUUAACAAAAAGAUGGCUAUUUCAGCAUCAUUGAAGAAUCCUAGCUUGCUCCAAAAGCUAAGGGAGCAUGCUGGGAUUGACGAACAAGCCCAAUACUCCACUUCAUUACCGAUUGACGUAUGGGACCCGUCUAAUCUACCGCAAUGGGGGUUUAAGGAGGAGCUUUUGAAGACACAGCAGGAAGUACGCCGAAAUGAAGAAGAGAAAAGGUUAGCAGGGCAGAGGACUUCAAUCGACUUUGUGAGCGGAGCUAGUCACACAGAAAAUGGAACCAGAGCAACCUGAAUCGCUAGGUCUUUGUUACUCCAAUAUAGGUGAACCAGAAUCUUUAUUGUAACACCAAUGUGCUUACGCC